GCAACCAUCUUCUUCUUCUUCACUCCCCCUCACGGCUCCCCCUCUCCGCGGCCGGCCACUUCUCGAUCCCGGCCAGCUGAGACUCAGAUCAUCGAUCAGCUCGAUCGAUCGGGUGUGAGAGGAAUUAAUUGGAGAAUCGAUCGGAAGAAGGUAUACAGAGCCAGCUGAUAGGUUGCGCUCAUGGGUGCGGCAUUCUUGUCGUCGUGGCCCUGGGAUAACCUUGGAGCAUACAAGUAUGUGCUGUACGCGCCGCUGGUCGGGAAGGCGGUGGCGGGGCGGGCGUGGGAGCGGGCGAGCCCCGACCACUGGCUGCUGCUGCUGCUCGUCCUCUUCGGCGUUAGGGCCCUCACCUACCAGCUGUGGAGCUCCUUCAGCAACAUGCUCUUCGCCACCCGCCGCCGCCGCAUCGUCCGCGACGGCGUCGACUUCGAUCAGAUCGAUAAGGAGUGGAACUGGGACAACUUCUUGAUACUGCAGGUGCACAUGGCGGCGGCGGCGUUCUACGCCUUCCCGUCGCUGCGGCACCUCCCGCCCUGGGACGCCAGGGGCCUCGCCGUCGCGGCGCUGCUCCACGUCGUCGCCACCGAGCCCCUGUUCUACGUCGCGCACAGGGCGUUCCACCGCGGCCACCUCUUCUCCUGCUACCACUCGCUCCACCACUCCGUCAAGGUGCCCCAGCCAUUCACAGCCGGGCUUGCGACGCCGCUGGAGCAUCUGGUGCUGGGGGCGCUCAUGGCGGUGCCGCUGGCGGCCGCGUGCGCGGCGGGGCACGGCUCCGUCGGGCUGGCCUUCGCCUACGUCCUGGGCUUCGACCACCUCCGCGCCAUGGGCCACUGCAACGUCGAGGUGUUCCCCGGCGGCCUCUUCCAGGCGCUCCCCGUCCUCAGAUACCUUAUCUACACCCCAACGUACCACACGAUCCACCACACCAAGAGGGAGGCCAACUUCUGCCUGUUCAUGCCGCUGUUCGAUCUCAUCGGUGGCACCCUCGACGCCCAGUCCUGGGAGGCGCAGAGGAAGACAAGCGCAGGGGUGGACGAGGUGCCGGAGUUCGUGUUCCUGGCGCACGUGGUGGACGUGAUGCAGUCGCUGCACGUGCCGUUCGUGCUGCGGACGUUCGCGUCGACGCCCUUCUCGGUGCAGCUGUUCCUGCUGCCCAUGUGGCCGUUCGCCUUCCUCGUCAUGCUCAUGAUGUGGGCCUGGUCCAAGCCCUUCGUCAUCUCCUGCUACCGCCUCCGCGCCCGCCUCCACCAGAUGUGGGCCGUCCCCCGCUACGGCUUCCACUACUUCCUGCCGUUCGCCAAGGACGGGAUCAACAAGCAGAUCGAGCUCGCUAUCCUCAGGGCCGACAAGAUGGGCGUCAAGGUCGUCAGCCUCGCCGCUCUCAACAAGAACGAGGCGUUGAACGGUGGCGGGACGCUGUUCGUGAACAAACACCCGGGGCUCCGCGUGCGCGUCGUCCACGGCAACACGCUGACGGCGGCGGUGAUCCUCAACGAGAUACCGGAGGGCACCACCGAGGUGUUCAUGACCGGCGCCACCUCCAAGCUCGGCCGCGCCAUCGCGCUCUACCUCUGCAGGAAGAAAGUCCGCGUCAUGAUGAUGACGCUGUCGACGGAGAGGUUCCAGAAGAUACAGAGGGAGGCGGCGCCGGAGCACCAGCAGUACCUGGUGCAGGUGACCAAGUACCGGUCGGCGCAGCACUGCAAGACGUGGAUCGUCGGCAAGUGGCUGUCGCCGCGGGAGCAGCGGUGGGCGCCGCCGGGGACGCACUUCCACCAGUUCGUCGUCCCUCCCAUCCUCGGCUUCCGCCGCGACUGCACCUACGGCAAGCUCGCCGCCAUGCAGCUCCCCAAGGACGUCCAGGGCCUCGGCGCCUGCGAGUACUCGCUGGAGCGGGGGGUGGUGCACGCCUGCCACGCCGGCGGCGUGGUGCACUUCCUUGAAGGGUACACGCACCACGAGGUGGGCGCCAUCGACGUCGACCGCAUCGACGUCGUCUGGGAGGCGGCGCUCAGGCACGGCCUCCGGCCCGUCUGAUCGAUCCAACGGCCGGCUCGUCGUCGUCGUUCUCUUUAGAUCUCCUCUACAUUUUUCAAGUUUAUUAAACACAUGCAUCGUCGUCGUCGUGGUCAACUGGUCAUCGAUCGCCAUCAAAUCAAUCUCGUGUGGUUCCCAGCGAAUUCAAUUUGCUACCACCAGCUUUCCCCCAGCACCGUGUUUUGAUUUGUUUACACGUAUAUGUAUACUCAUUAUAUUGAUAUAUUUAUAUACUUUUCAUGGAGGGCUACGAUUUGGUGUUGGCUACAUAAAGAGAUAGAUGAGCUGUAUGAAACGUGUAGAUAUAUGUAUAAUAUAUACACAAGAUGAGAAGUAUUAUAAGUUUCAGAAAAGUGAAAGUAUUAUAUAUACAUCACAUCUGCAUUUGAUUU
Oryza brachyantha (malo sina) is the source of this 2432-nucleotide messenger RNA. Its product is annotated as very-long-chain aldehyde decarbonylase GL1-1. The transcript is spliced from 10 exons. Lineage: Eukaryota; Viridiplantae; Streptophyta; Magnoliopsida; Poales; Poaceae. The coding region runs from base 181 to 2040 and encodes 619 amino acids. Gene Ontology annotation, biological process: lipid biosynthetic process. The record is from RefSeq and is a predicted model, not a curated record. Gene Ontology annotation, molecular function: oxidoreductase activity; iron ion binding.